AUGUGGGUCUCUUCGGAAUCUUCAGCGGAAAUCAAGGCGAUGGGCAACCUAUCGAACUCGUGGCAAAGAUGCGCUAAAGCUAACUCGGCAUUCAACUCAUGGCCCAAAUGCCUGUGGUCUACCCUCAUCGCCAACGAAGUCAAGCUACAAGUUUACUUAUCUGCAAUUCGUUCUAUUAUGAUACAAUUGCUAGGCUACUUUUGGGCGAUGGCGUGCCAUAACAAAGAACUUUACUCGGAAGUGGACAUAGUGUACUGUCAGAUGACACGUGGAAAAAGAAAACUACAUCUUGCCCCGACUUCUAAAGUAGUCACGGAAAAUCGUCUUCGUUUCUUUGGUCACGCUAUGAAGAGACCGUCUGAUCAUCGUGUCCACGUUGUCCUGAGGGUGGUUCCAGAACCUAGUUGUAAAAGACCACUUGGUCGUACCACUAUUAGCCUGAAAAAAACGAAUAUUACAACAGAAAAACACCAAGUACAGGACAAUGAGGAGUCAUACGACGAAAUUGAAGGGCAAAAGUCUUCCACCAGUCAAUUGAACAGCAAGAGUAUUGUUAUUAUUGCUGCAAGUGCAUUGUUAAUCGUGUUCGUGCUGAUCAGCAUAAUUGUAUAUUUCGUUGCUGAAAGGAAAAGCCACAAAAGAAAAAUGAAACUAAGAGAACAAAUGGAUAGAGAGGAUGAAAUACGAAGAAAAAGAAAACAAAUGAGAGGGAAGUCAAGAAAGAAGAAGAAAAAACGACGUAAAUCAGACACUGAUUCGAAUGAUUCGAAUUCUGGAAAGAAACGGAAGAAAACACAGGGCACACCGUCGGAGAAAAAAGGAAGCUCGGUGAGGAAAGCAGUUGCCGACUACUUGGAAGCUCAACUAAAAACUUGUGUGAUGGCUGUCGAUCCUGAAAAAGCUGGAGGUGAUGUGGGAACAGUGAAACCAGAAGAUCUUGAGGAUGGCGGUUACUUUGGAACGCCGAAAGCAGAAAAUAAACAAGAAAAUGCUCCAGAUAACAAGCAAGAAACUCCAGCAAAGUAG
Messenger RNA from Necator americanus (New World hookworm), 1026 nucleotides. RefSeq lists its product as uncharacterized. Bases 1 to 1026 code for a protein of 341 amino acids. Lineage: Eukaryota; Metazoa; Nematoda; Chromadorea; Rhabditida; Ancylostomatidae. The record is from RefSeq and is a predicted model, not a curated record. The transcript has 7 exons.